AUGACGGGAGGCGCCAUUGCUCCAUGGAGAACUGCAGCUCAGGGUCACUUGAGUUCUGAUGAGAAGGGAGACCUCAAAACAGACUACUCAAGAUGGAGGUUGCUAGAUGAUCGGGGACGCCAAACCUGGCAUUACCUGGAGUCUGAUGAAGAGAACGAGAAAUGGCCUCAAUCAGUCGCUGACAAGCAUUUUCUGGGACUCCCUAUGGGACUUCCAGAGCUGCCGAAAGCAAAAACUCCACUGCAAUGUGCUGAGAAUGGCUUGGAAUUCUUCUCCAAAUUGCAACUUCCUCCAGGCAAUUGGGCCUGUGAGUACGGAGGUCCGAUGUUCUUGCUGCCGGGCCUCAUCAUCACGUACUACGUGACCAACACUCCGAUCCCGCCGGAGUAUGCGACUGAGAUUAAAAGGUAUCUCUUUGCUCGUCAGCACCCGGAAGACGGCGGCUGGGGCUUGCACAUUGAGGCGCAUAGCUCUGUCUUUGGUACUUGCAUGAACUACGUGGCACUGCGCUUGAUUGGUGUCAGCGAAGACGAUCCUCGUAUGAUCAAAGCCCGUGGGCUCUUACAUAAGUUUGGCGGCGCCGUAUAUGGACCUCACUGGGCGAAAUUCUGGCUCAGUGUCCUCGGUGUCAUGGAAUGGGACUGCGUCAAUCCUGUCCCGCCUGAAAUUUGGCUGCUUCCGGACUGGGUUCCCUUUGCACCUUGGCGGUGGUGGAUCCAUAUACGUCAAGUGUUCUUGCCCAUGUCGUACCUAUGGUCCAAGAAAUUCACCCACCCUCUGGACCCGCUCACGAAACAGUUGCGCCAGGAGCUGUACACCCAGCCUUACGACACUAUCAACUUUGCAAGCCACCGGAACUCAAUCCAUGAAGCCGAUAAUUACUAUCCCAAGACUUGGCUUUUAAACCUGCUCAACCAACUUAUCGUCUCGGUGUGGAACCCCUACCUCCGAAUUUCUGCAUUGGUGAAACGCGCAGAGGAUUGGACCUGGGAGUUGAUUAGAAUGGAAGACGAGAAUACGGACUAUGCAGGCUUAGGCCCUGUGAGCAACCCGAUGAACAUGGUAGCUUGCUAUGUCCAUGAUGGGCCAGACAGCUAUUCAGUUCGUCGCCAUCGUGAGCGUCUGAACGAUUACAUGUGGAUGAAGAACGAAGGCAUGUUGAUGAAUGGAACCAAUGGAGUCCAAGUGUGGGAUACCGCUUUCAUCACGCAAGCUAUUGUCGUCGCCGGUUUCGCAGAUGACCCCAAGUGGCGACCAAUGCUCACCAAAGCCUUGGAGUUCCUUGAAGAUCAUCAGCUUCGGGAGAACGUCCCAGAUCAAGAAAAGUGUUACCGUCAACACCGGAAGGGCGCGUGGCCGUUCAGUAACAAGACACAAGGCUAUACAGUUAGUGAUUGCACAGCGGAGGGCUUGCGGUCGGCAAUCCAACUACAGGAGAUGCACAACUAUCCAAAGCUGAUCUCCGUGGAGCGACUGAAAGACAGUGUCGACUGCUUACUGCUGAUGCAAAAUCCUUCGGGUGGCUUCACUGAGUACGAAACCACCCGUGGCUCCGAGAAGCUGGAGUGGCUCAAUGCUGCGGAAGUGUUUGGCGGAAUCAUGAUCGGUUAUGACUAUCCCGAAUGUACCACCGCUUCUGUCACCGCGCUUUCGCUUUUCAGCAGAUUUUACCCUGACUACCGGGCCGACGAGAUCAAGGCCGCGAAAGACAAGGCUGUGAAAUAUAUCAAACGCGUGCAGAGACGGGAUGGAAGCUGGUACGGAUCUUGGGGAAUCUGCUUCACCUAUGCCGCCAUGUUUGCCUUAGAGAGCCUGGCCAGUAUCGGGGAAACCUACGAGACCAGCGAGUAUGCGCGCCGUGGCUGCGAGUUCCUCCUCUCCAAGCAAAAGGAGGACGGAGGAUGGGGUGAGUCUUAUCUCAGCAGUGAGAAACAUGUGUACGUUCAACAUGAAAAGUCUCAAGUAACGCAAACUGCUUGGGCUUGUCUUGCGCUAAUGGAGGCGGGAUAUCCGCACAAGGAGCCACUCCAGAAAGCCAUGAAGCUGCUUAUGUCACGGCAGCAACCAAACGGGGAGUGGUUGCAAGAAUCCAUUGAGGGCGUUUUCAACCAAUCUUGCAUGAUUUCGUAUCCCAACUACAAGUUCUACUGGCCUAUUCGAGCUCUGGGUCUUUACAGCCGCAAGUUCGGCAACGAAGAACUGAUCAGAAUGAACGCGGCGGCAGAGGGCGACAAGGCCCUAGCCAACUCUGACUGUAACACUGCCAUCCGGUACUUCACCCAAGCCCUGACGGAGCUUCCCCGCGCCCCAGUCUACUAUAUCAAGAGGUCGACUGCCUUUUCACGCCUCAAGCCCGCAGACGGAGGUCCCAACUUCCACGCUGCGCUUCAAGAUGCUGAAAUUGCGCUUACCCUUGCUCGAGAACGAGCGAAACGCGAGCUUAUAUUGUCUGCACAAAUGAGACGCGGCAUCGUCCUGUAUCAGCUUGAGCGAUACGGCGACGCAGCUUUCGUGUUCAGCACCAUUCAGGACAAGAUUGGCACCACUACAGAAGGUCAAGAUAGGUCAGAGAAAGUGAAGGAUGCAAUGGCUGGUGGAGGUGCUGCUCGUUCCUCCACCAAGAAAGGCUAUGAGCAGGAGCUUCCCAUCUGGACGUUGAAAGUUAAGGGAAAGCUGAGCAAGCUGGCCGAGGGCGAUGAGAAAGCAAGGGUCACCAUCGAAGAGUUUCCCAAGGGUGUGUCCAUUCCAUCUGAAAAGGACCUCAAGAAGCAACUCGAUGCUUUCAAGGCUGGUAAAGUCGAGGAGGGAAGUACUCAGGUACAGACUACGUCGGUGGACGUCAAGGCUACAGAUUCUACAAAAUCAAGCUCUCCCACAACCGAGAGCCCGGCCACAAUAAGCAAGGCUCCAGCCGCCAUGCCCACCGCUUCACCAUCCAUUGGUCCCUCAGCGGAGAAGGUUCGGCAUGAGUGGUAUCAGUCUCAUGACUCGGUUGUCGUGACACUUUAUAUUAAGGGAGUGCCCGAGGACAGCGUUGACACCGAACUUAAGGAUGAAUCUGCUGCCAUUCAAUUCCCGCUCCCGUCCGGCGCGGACUACGCUUUUACUCUGGAUCCUCUGUUCGCACCGAUUGAUCCAUCUGCAUCAAAGGUUUCUGUGAUGUCAACAAAGAUCGAACUUCUCCUACGCAAAAAGACAGCGGGCCAGAAAUGGGGCGCAUUGGAAGCGUCAUCGUCAAGCGCCAAACUUUCUGAUCGACAGGCCGUUGUAGGAGUAGCCCCCGCAGCGGAAAGCGGACCUUCCUACCCAACCUCAUCUCGCCACGGCGCUAAAGAUUGGGAUAAAGUCGCAUCAACCCUGACAGCGAAGAAGUCGAAAGGCAAGGAUAAGGAUCGGAACGCUGAAAAAGAUGCAAAAGUUGGUGAGGACAGUGGCGAUGAAUCCGACGGCGCCGAUUCCAUCGACUCUGACUACGGCACUGGCGAUCCAGUGGACGCUUUCUUUAAGAAACUGUACGCCAACGCGGACCCGGACACCCGUCGGGCCAUGGUGAAGAGUUACGUGGAGAGCCAAGGCACGUCUCUGAGCACCAACUGGAAAGAAGUGGGCCAAGGCAAAGUGGAAGCACGGCCACCAAGUGACUAA
Molecule: messenger RNA, 3645 nt
Organism: Aspergillus udagawae
Lineage: Eukaryota; Fungi; Ascomycota; Eurotiomycetes; Eurotiales; Aspergillaceae
Product: lanosterol synthase
Exons: 6
Coding region: 1-3645 (1214 amino acids)
Biological process (GO): triterpenoid biosynthetic process; ergosterol biosynthetic process
Cellular component (GO): lipid droplet
Molecular function (GO): lanosterol synthase activity; protein binding
Source: RefSeq, a predicted model, not a curated record